This is a messenger RNA of Echinops telfairi (small Madagascar hedgehog), 3475 nucleotides long. It is a transcript of the gene KIF11, whose product is annotated as kinesin family member 11. Gene Ontology annotation, biological process: microtubule-based movement; mitotic spindle assembly. Gene Ontology annotation, cellular component: spindle microtubule; nucleus. The record is from RefSeq and is a predicted model, not a curated record. The coding region runs from base 4 to 3180 and encodes 1058 amino acids. Gene Ontology annotation, molecular function: ATP binding; microtubule binding; plus-end-directed microtubule motor activity. NCBI's taxonomy places the organism in Eukaryota, Metazoa, Chordata, Mammalia, Afrosoricida, Tenrecidae. The transcript has 22 exons.
GUCAUGGCGUCGCUGCCGAAUUCCUCCGCGAAGAAGAAAGAGGAGAAGGGGAAGAACAUCCAGGUGGCGGUGCGAUGCAGACCAUUUAAUGUGACAGAGCGGAAAGUUAAUGCCCAUUCUGUGGUAGAAUGUGACCAGGCACGAAAAGAAAUUAGUAUACGAACCGCAGGACUGGCUGACAAGAGCUCAAGGAAAACCUACACUUUUGAUAUGGUCUUUGGAGCCUCUACUAAACAAAUUGAUGUUUACAGAAGUGUUGUAUGUCCAAUUUUGGAUGAAGUUAUUUUGGGUUACAAUUGCACUAUCUUUGCAUAUGGCCAAACAGGCACUGGGAAAACCUUUACCAUGGAAGGUGAAAGGUCACCUAAUGAAGAGUACACCUGGGAGGAGGAUCCCUUAGCUGGUAUAAUUCCACGUACCCUUCACCAAAUUUUUGAGAAACUUAGUGAUAAUGGUACUGAAUUUUCAGUCAAAGUAUCUCUUUUGGAAAUCUAUAAUGAAGAACUUUUUGAUCUCCUUAAUCCAUCUACUGAUGUUUCUGAAAGACUACAAAUGUUUGAUGAUCCCCGAAACAAGAGGGGAGUGAUAAUCAAAGGUUUGGAAGAAAUUACAGUACACAACAAGGAUGAAGUCUAUCAAAUUUUGGAGAAAGGGGCAGCAAAAAGGACAACUGCGGCAACUUUGAUGAAUGCAUACUCUAGUCGUUCCCACUCAGUUUUCUCUGUCACAAUACAUAUGAAAGAAACUACGAUCGAUGGAGAGGAGCUUGUUAAAAUUGGAAAGUUAAACUUGGUUGAUCUUGCAGGAAGUGAAAACAUUGGUCGUUCUGGAGCAGUCGACAAGAGAGCACGGGAAGCUGGGAAUAUCAAUCAAUCUCUGCUGACUUUGGGAAGGGUUAUCACUGCUCUUGUCGAAAGAACACCUCAUGUUCCUUAUCGAGAGUCUAAACUAACCAGGAUUCUCCAAGAUUCUCUUGGGGGACGAACAAGAACAUCUAUAAUUGCCACAAUUUCACCUGCAUCUGUCAGUCUCGAGGAAACCCUGAGUACCCUGGAAUACGCUCACAGAGCAAAGAACAUAAUGAAUAAGCCCGAAGUGAACCAGAAACUCACCAAAAAAGCUCUGAUUAAGGAAUAUACAGAAGAAAUAGAGCGCCUUAAACGAGAUCUUGCUGCGGCCCGUGAAAAGAAUGGAGUGUACCUCUCUGAAGAAAAUUUUAGAGCCAUGAAUGGGAAACUAACUGUUCAAGAAGAACAAAUUGUAGAACUGAUCGAGAAAAUUGGUGCCCUUGAGGAUGAGCUAAGUAGGGUUACAGAGCUGUUUAUGGAAAAUAAAAAUGAACUUGACCAGUGUAAAUGUGACCUGCAAAAUAAGACACAGGAACUUGAAACUACUCAAAAAAAUUUACAGGAAACUAAAAUACAGCUGGCCACAGAAGAAUACAUCACGUCUGCCUUGGAAAGCACUGAGGAGAAGCUUCACAGUGCUGCCAGCCAGUUGCUUAAUACAGUUGAAGAAACCACAAAAGAUGUAUCUGGUCUCCAUUCCAAACUGGAUCGGAAGAAGACAAUUGAUCAACACAAUACAGAAGCUCAAGAUAAUUUUGGCAAAAAUCUCAGUAGCCUGUUUAAUAAUAUGGAAGAGCUGAUUAAGGAUGGCAGCUUCAAACAAAAGACCAUGCUAGACAUUCACCAGACACUGUUUGGUCAUCUGCUGUCCUCCAGUGUCUCUGCGUUAGACACCGUUACUACAACAGCACUCGGGUCUCUUACGGCGAUUCCAGAAAACGUGUCUGCUCGAGUUUCUCAGAUAGCUGAUAUGAUACUGAAAGAACAAGCAUUAGCAGCUGAAAGUAAAACUACACUUCAGGAGUUGAUUGAUGUACUUAAGACUGAUCUCCUAAGGUCUCUGGAAACAAUUUUAUCCCCCACUGUGAUGUUGAUACUGAAAAUCAAUAGUCAAAUGAAGCAUAUUUUCAAGACCUCAUUGACGGUGGCUGAUAAGAUAGAAGAUCAGAAAAAGGAAAUGGAUGACUUUCUCAGAACAUUAUGUAGCAACCUACACGAACUGCAAGAGAGUACAGUUUCUUCCUUAGCUGAGUCACAGAAGCGAUGUGAAAAUUUAGCAGAAGACCUGAAAACAGUAAAGGAAACUCAUUCACAGGAGCUUUGUCAGUUAAUCAAUCUCUGGGCGGAAAGAUUCUGUUCUCUGGAGGACAAGUGUGACAACAUCCAGAAACCACUCAGCCGCGUCCAAGAAAACACAAAACAGAAAUCUAAGGAUAUGAUCAGUAGGACAACUUCUCACAGUACAAAAUUUUGUGCUGAUUCUGAUGGCUUGUUGCAAGAACUCAAACAUUUGAACCAAGAAGGUUCAAAGUUGGUUGAAGAGUCUGUGAAACAAUAUGAUAAACUCAAGAGCAACCUUGAACUACUAUCUCAGGAGACUGAACAAAGAUGCGAGGCUCUGAACACAAGCACACUUUGUUUUUCUGAGCACUGGGGAUCUUGCUUAACUAGGAGGCAAGAAGAACUUCAGGACUUACUGGAGGUUGUAAACCAAGGUUGCAAAGCUUCAAGUUCAGAGAUUACUGAAAAAUUAAGUGGCUAUAAGGCAGCUAAUGAGAACCAGCGCAACACUUUCCUUGACCAGAUAACCAGUGAUGAAGAGAAGCUGAUGUCACAAAGUCUAAAGCUUAAUGAAACCAUAAGGAUGGGUUUGACUAAGCUUAACUGCUUUCUGCAACAGGAUCUUAAGCAGGAUAUCCCAACAGGUCUGACGCCACAGAGGAAGAAUUAUUUAUACCCUUCAACCCUGGUGAGAACGGAACCGCGCGAGCUGCUCAUCGAUCAGUUAAAAACCAAGCAACCUGCGCUCUUGAUGCUGGACUGCUCAGCACACGACAGAGAAGCCGCCAGCCAGCCUUUGGAUGAAGGGCAAACAGUCCUGGGGCACACUCCGACCGUUGACGAAGAACCUGGGGGUCAAGAGCCAUCUGUCGAUGCUGGUGUGGACUGUUCCUCACGCGGCGGGGUUCCCUUCUUUCAGCAUAAAAAGCCACAUGGAAAAGACAAAGAAAACCGAGGUGUUAACCCAGUGGAGCGGUCGAAAGUGGAAGAAGCUACAGAGCAAUCGGUUACAAGGAGCAGAUUGCCUCUGCGUGCUCAGAUAAAUCUGUAGUUAACUUGAAGAUUGUUUUAUUUUUAAAGAAAAGGCCUGUAAACUCCAGAACUUGCUCCUGAUGUAUAUAUUUAAAGCAGGAAUAGAAGAUCUCAAGGCAAUACUGUAAAUUGAAUUGAAAUUAAUGUGUCUACCUGUUUCAUCCUUGUAGUUGACUAUGCAUUAAGUUGGAUUUGGGUUAGGAUUUGCAUUGGAUGGAUGUACAUUUCUAGCUCUUUGCUAUAAAACAGCCCUUUCUUAACAAAUGAAAAUGUAUUUUUCUUGCUAAUUAUUAAACAGAUAUGUAGGAGCUGCA